Molecule: messenger RNA, 1884 nt
Organism: Effrenium voratum
Lineage: Eukaryota; Dinophyceae; Suessiales; Symbiodiniaceae
Source: the annotation of a GenBank genome assembly
AGAACCUGCAAAAGGCAAGUGGAAGCAACCUAAGAGCCAAAGGAACGCGAUCGCAUGGCACUGAGGCCAUGACGAAAGACAAGAAGCUGGACUAUCAAGGCCGUGCUUUCUCAGACGGGGAUUUGCAGGAGCUGCCACUGAAAGAUGUGGUCUACCCCUAUGAGGAGGUGAACUUCUCACAGAAUCAGCUUUCUGCAGAAGGCCUCCGCAAGGUGCUGGAGCUGUGCUCGCGCUGCGAGAACCUCCGGAUCUUGAAGCUGUACAAGAACGAUAUCACUGACGAUGGGGCGCAGGCCUUGGGCCGCUUCGUGCGGUGCUGCGAGACCAUGGAGGAGCUCCACCUGUCGCACAACCGCUUCACCGAGCGCGGCGUGGAGGUCUUAGUGAAGGCCGCUGAAGAGGCGCGGCGCCACGCGAAAGUGCCCAUGUGGGUCCGCCUCGAGCAGAACGAUGUGAGUAACCCGGAGAAGGUGAUGGCAGACCUGCAGGACCGCUGCAGUGUUUGCCCGCGGAAGAACCGCAACAAGUGCACCAACCGCGUCUGCAUACACAACUGCAAGGUGCACCUCCCCCACUUUCACUUCCAGCGGGACGAGUUUGGUCAGGCCAACAACGACGGACCACGGAAGCGGAAGUGGCAACAGCCACAGGACGAAGAUUACGACGCUUGGAAGGACACUGACUGGCGCGAGGGCCGCGACGACUGGUUCGAUGGCCGCCCCGAGGCUUUCCGCAAAGUCGGCCCGGACUGGGAGGACAAGACCUGGGACGCACGCCCGGAGCCGCGACCAGCCGGGGUCAAGAUGUCCGGCGGCAUCUUCAUGCGCGCAAUGGGCGCCAUCGUGAAGAAGACGGAUGACGAGGAUGGCAGGCCGUCACCCAGCGUGCCCAGCAAGCCGCGGGUGGUGCCCAAUAACGUGGCUAGCCGGACCUUGAGCAACCUCGGAGUCCUUGAGCGUCGGAAAUCCAAGGUGCAGCUCACAGAAGCUCCCAAGAGCUUCGUCAAGAAGGAGGACGAGGACGAGGAAGACGAGGAUGUGAAUGACGACGAGGUAGAGGAAGAGGAUGAGGGAAAGGCGGCGAGCGAAGAAAAGGAAGUCGAAGAGGAGGAAGAGAUGGAGGAGGAAGAUGAGGAAAAAGCGCCGCCACGAGGCAAGGACCGCGAGGCAGAGGACCACAGGCGGGUCCGGGGGAUGCAUGCGGACCGGGAGGACCGAGGCCGGCGCCGGGAGUCCCCUCGCCGGGAGAGGCGCGAGGCCCGUGACGCCCGUGGCGCCCGUGACGCCCGUGACCGGGGGGCCCCUGCUGGCCGUGAUAGAAGGGACCAGCGGCGCCGACAUGAAGGCCGGCGAGACGAGCGGAGGCAGCCAGAUCGCGCAGAUCGCGAUCGCAGGAGGCGGGAGCCGGAGCGGGACCGCUCCAGGCGACGGAGGUCACGCAGCCGCCGCGCGCGGGAAGAGCCCGAGCGCCGGGAGCGGCAGGAGCGGCGCGAGGAGCGCCAGGAGCGGCGCGAGGAACGGCGGGACGAGCGGCGGGAGGAUCGCAAGGAGCGGCGCGAGGAGCGGCGCGAGGAGCGGCCGAGGCGGAGGGACGAGCGGGCUGCUGCGGGCGAGCGCACGGAAAAGCUCCUUGAGACGAUGCAAGGAACUCGGGAAAAGAAGCGCGAGUCGAAGGCGACGAAGCAGGAGCCGGAUAACAAACAGGCUCCGGCAGUGCCCUUUGUGGCCACCCGGGCCAAGGCCGCUCCCAGGCGGCCGCAGGCAGGCGCCCCGCCUGCGCCCAGGCCCAAGGUGCCAGCGCGUCCAGCGCCGGUGGCCUCUAAGGCCAAGGCAAAAGCCGCUGGCGCCGCGGACAACGUGUCUGAAUACACCUAUACAGAGGCGU